This is a messenger RNA of Stylonychia lemnae, 1521 nucleotides long. The record is from the annotation of a GenBank genome assembly. NCBI's taxonomy places the organism in Eukaryota, Ciliophora, Spirotrichea, Sporadotrichida, Oxytrichidae.
AUGGAAAAGUCAGAAGUAGAAGCUCAAAAAGAUUAACUUGAAGCAACUUAAGAUAACCCUAAUGCUCAAAAUGAAGAAAAGAAGAAAAAGAAGAAGAAAAAGAAGAAUAAAAACAAGGAAGUAACAGAGGAGUAAAAAGACACUGAAAAUCAAGAUUUAGCUAAAACUCUGCAAGAUAAUGUUCAGUAAAGCAAACCUGAAUAGAAGAAAUAGGUUGAAGAAGAGAAAAAAGGAGAUGAUAAUGAAGGAGACGAUGGAGAGAGUGGUGAUGAAGAAGAAAAAGAUCCAGCUAAGAAGAAAAAGAAGAAGAGAAACAGAAAGAAGAAGAAGGCUGGAGAAGGAGCAUCGUCAGAUAUUGUUUAUGAUUUGAGAGAACAAGACAAUUCAUUAUUCAGAACAUUAGGCUCGUGGAAAGCAGGUGAUUACAGGCAAACUAGCCCACCAACUAUUCCUAUCGUUUAGUAAUACAAAGAUGGGAAAUAUCCUGUUAAUGAGAUCUAGGAAUACACUUAAGAUCACAAUAGAAGAAGAAUUACAGAUGCAGAAUUCAGAGAGAAGGAAAGAUUAUUUAACUCAGACUAUGAAGUAUUGAGAAAAGCAGCAGAGUGCCAUAGGCAAGUAAGAAAGUAUGCUUAGCAGUAUAUCAAGCCAGGAAUGAAGCUAGUAGAUAUUUGUGAAGCCAUUGAAAAUACCAAUAGAAGAUUGAUUGAAGCGAAUAAAUUAGAAGCAGGCAUUGCUUUCCCGACAGGAGUUUCUAUCAAUCAUGUAGCUGCUCAUUACACUCCAAAUCCAGGCGAUCAAAGAGUACUUGAGAAAGAUGAUGUGAUGAAAGUUGAUUUUGGUACUCACGUGAGAGGUUUGCUAGUGGACUGUGCUUUCACAGUAGCAUUUAAUCCUAGAUAUGAUAAUCUUCUUAUGGCUGUAAAAGAUGCAACUAAUACUGGCAUCAAGGAAGCAGGAAUAGAUGUGAGACUUUGCGAUAUCGGAGAAGCUAUCUAAGAAACUAUGGAAAGUUAUGAAGUAGAAAUAGAUAACAAAGUCUAUCCAGUUAAAGCAAUCAAGAAUUUAUGUGGCCAUUCAAUCGCUUAAUAUCACAUUCAUGCAGGUAAAAGUGUGCCUAUAGUUAAAGGUGGUCCAGCAACAAAGAUGGAAGAGGGUGAAUAAUAUGCUAUUGAAACCUUUGGAUCAACUGGAAAGGGUCAUGUUGUUGAAGAUUUAGAUUGUAGUCAUUACAUGAAAGAUUUUUAUGCCAGUCCAGUUCCUAUCCGCAAUCCUAAAGCAAAAGCUUUGCUCUCUCAUAUUGAAUAAAACUAUUCAACUUUAGCUUUCUGUAGAAGAUGGAUCGAAGAUGCUGGAUUCGAGAAACAUUUGAUUCCUCUUAAAGCACUUGUUGAUUCAGGAAUCAUUAAUCCCUAUCCACCACUUACUGAUGUCCCUGGCUGCUAUGUUGCUCAAUGGGAGCACACAAUUCUGUUAAGGCCCACUUGCAAAGAGGUCCUAACUAGAGGUGAUGAUUUUUGA